Messenger RNA from Andrographis paniculata, 1965 nucleotides. Its product is annotated as RAN GTPase-activating protein 2. The coding region runs from base 152 to 1783 and encodes 543 amino acids. The record is from RefSeq and is a predicted model, not a curated record. Gene Ontology annotation, molecular function: GTPase activator activity; protein binding. The transcript is spliced from 2 exons. NCBI's taxonomy places the organism in Eukaryota, Viridiplantae, Streptophyta, Magnoliopsida, Lamiales, Acanthaceae.
AGCUUCCAUAUUUAAAAAUGGUGUUUUUCUUAAUACGCCAUUUCAUUUGCGUCUGAAAGAACUGAGGACGAGCUGUAAUUUCCGCCGGCGCGUUCAAACUUGCCGCAGAAUCACGCCGGAAAUCUCGAGGGAAGUUUUAGGUUUCAUCGAAAUGGAUGCCAAGACAUCGAACGGAGAGCGCAGACACAUUACCAUCAAACUCUGGCCUCCCAGCCAAAACACCCGGAAAAUGCUAGUGGAGCGGAUGACGAACAAUCUCUCAACUCCAACGAUUUUCACUCAAAAGUACGGAACAUUCAGCAACGCCGAGGCUUUAAUACACGCUGAAAGAAUCGAGGAAUUAGCCUUUUCUACCGCAAAUCAACACUACGAACAAGAACCAGAUGGCGACGGCAGUGCCGCCGUUCAACUGUAUGCAAAGGAAUGCAGCAAGCUAAUAUUGGAUGUUCUGAAGGGAGGAGCCGGCAGCGUCAAAAUCGAGGAAAAGGAGAUUCCGAAAUCUGAAGACGACUCAACUCCCCGUGAAACGGUUUUCGAUAUAUCGAAAGGUCAGCGGGCGUUUAUCGAAGAAGACGAAGCUCGAACACUUUUGGCUCCGUUGAAAGCGCCCGGGAAUUCCUACACGAAGAUAUGCUUUAGCAAUCGGAGCUUCGGAUUAGGCGCGGCGAACGUUGCCGGGCCUAUCUUGGCGUCGAUUAAGGCCCAACUGAAGGAAGUUGAUUUGUCGGAUUUCGUCGCCGGGAGGCCCGAGGUGGAAGCUCUCGAGGUUAUGAACAUUUUCUCCGAAGCUCUAGAAGGUUCCAAAUUGAAGUAUCUGAAUAUUUCUGACAAUGCUUUAGGCGAGAAAGGAGUCCGAGCAUUCGGUAAGCUAUUGAAGUCGCAACCGGGUUUGGAAGAACUUUAUCUGAUGAACGACGGGAUAUCGAAAGAAGCCGCGCGAGCUGUUCGGGAAUUGGUUCCGUCGACGGACAAGCUCCGGGUUCUUCAUUUUCACAACAAUAUGACGGGAGACGAGGGCGCCGUUGCCAUUUCCAAGAUUCUCGAUCGCUGCCCGUCGUUGGAGGAUUUCCGAUGCUCGUCAACGAGGGUCGGGUCGGAAGGCGGGACUGCAUUGUCGGAGGCGCUCGCGAAAUGCACGAACCUGAAGAAACUCGAUCUCCGAGACAACAUAUUCGGCGUCGAGGCGGGUCUGAAGCUGAGCGAAGCUAUUUCGAAGCUUGAAUGUCUUGAGGAAAUUUAUCUAAGCUACCUGAAUCUCGAAGACGACGGCGCGAUUGCUAUCGCCGAUGCGCUCAAGGACUCGGCGCCGUCGCUCGAAGUGCUGGACAUGGCCGGGAAUGAUAUCACUGUCGAAGCUGCUCCGGCGCUCGCCGCUUGCAUCGGUAAAAAGACGUCGCUCGUAAAGCUGAACCUGUCGGAGAACGAUCUUAAAGACGACGGCGCGAUUCAGAUUGUGAAAAUGUUCGGAGACGGGCAUUCGAAAUUGAAGGACGUCGAUUUGAGUCAGAAUUCGCUGAGGAGGGCGGCGGCGAGAUUGGUGGCUCGGGCGGUGGUGGGUUUGCCGGGAUUCGGAUUCUUGAAUGUCGACGGAAAUGCGAUUUCGGACGACGGGGUUGAUGAAUUGAAGGAAAUUUUCAAAUUGUGCCCGGAGAAACUCGGGCCCCUCGACGAGAACGAUCCCGACGGGGAAGAUCUCGACGAGAAGGAGUCGGCAGACGGAGACGGAGACGAGGAGUUGGGAGAAAAGCUGAAGAAACUUGAUGUGAAUGAAGGAGAAGAGUAAGGUGUCCUAACUCAUAAGCUAAGCUAAGGUAAAGUUAGUUAUUCUGGUUUUGGUAUGUUAGAAGAGAACUUUGGAAUGCUUUGCUAUGCUAUUUGAUGAUGCUUAGUUUUGUUGUAAGAGAUUUUCUUAUUAAUGUUGUUUUUAUUUUGAAAAUAAUAGUGGUAGUAAAAUUGGUAGGUUUA